UAGGAAAUUAUCAGAAAACAAUAAAGUACGAUGGUACAAGGAGUGCUGUUCGGAAUAGUUCUUUGUGUUGGAUUUGGAUGGAUUGUGUUGAGUGUAACAUCGUUGGAGUUUGAAAAUCGAACAAUACCUGACCCUUCUUCGUAUUUAUACUACUCAAACCCACGAACAUCAAGUAUUCAGCGGGAAUACCUUAUUCUGGAAAUUCACCCAAGGACCUUUUUCUUGUGUCCUAAACAUUUUUCUAUUUAUGCAAUAAGCCAGAAGCUAGUACUGUCUCAAAAACUUUAUCAGUUGCCUGCUGGCGAACAGUGGGGUGAAAAAACUCAAAAUGUGACUGUAAAUGAUGUUCUUUCUAAUUCAGUAAACCCAACUGCCUGUCCCACGUUGAAUGAGUGCCUUGGAUACCAGGGCUGUUUAUUCAAGUUUGGUAAUGAGUUUUGUCAGCAAGACCCAGCUGCUUCUGUCCGUAAAGUAUUGAAUGUGAAUAUCACGUGCCUUUAUGAUGAGAGUUUCUUUUCUCAAAUCACAGACUGGAAAGUUGAACAAGCAGAAUGGCAUGAGCGUACCAAACAACUUUUGUCUCUUUAUUAUAAAUCUCGUGUAGAACAUGGAAUAAGAGAUUAUGCCAGAACAGUCAUUAAUAAAUUAGUAUUACAAGAAGAUGACAUUUUUAGUUUUUCUUGUCCCAAACUAGGAGAAGCACAAGAAAAAGGAUACAUGGGAGAAUGUGGAUCUGAAGCUCCUGAUGCUGAAAAAACUAGUGAAAUGUUGUGGAAUGUUUUGGGAAGAGUUUCAAAUGCCCAGUGCCGUGAAGAAAUCCAGCAAGUUUUUUGUGCAUACAAGUACAACUCUAGAGGUGCUUGUUUUCCACCUUUUCUUAUAGAUCACAAGGAAAAGAAAAAAAAAUUGAGUUUUAGAUCUCUUCCUGCUCAUGGUGUUUGGGUGAACAAAGAAAUUCACCAGAAGUUAUUAACUUAUUCAAAUCAUCAUCUGAUUCCUGCUAGACUGGGGUUUGUUCUACUCAUUCAUCAAGAUAUUCCAGCUGUGAUGGAAUUACUGCAAUUAAUCUAUCGGCCUUAUUACUUCUAUGUUAUUCAUGUAGAUGUCAGAGCAACAAAUGUUAGAGAGGAGCUUGAAACAAAGAUUAAUAUGCUGGCACUCCAAUCUAACAAUAUUCGGGUUCUUCCGAAAGAUCGAUCCUUUUUAACAUCUUGGGCUUCCUAUGAUAUAGUACGUGCACAGCUAGAGGGAUUUGAAGAGUUACUGAGAAUGGGAACUUGGGAUUUUGCUAUCAAUCUCAGUGGGGCAGAUUUGCCACUCAGAGAUGUUGAUGAUUUGGCUGCAGCACUAGCACAAUACAGAGGCCUGACCUUCUUCCCAUUCUAUUCCUGGAGAAACCAAAACACCAACAACAACACGAAACCACUUCUGGAAAGUGCUUUGCAUGCUUGUGAGGGAUAUGUUUACAAUGUCUCUUAUAUGGCUGGAGAACCACUCAGUGAGAAUCUGCUGGUUUUUUCUUCUUCUCAAUGGGGUGUAUUUAGCAGGAAUUUUGUGCAGUAUUUACUGCAAGAAGAAGAGAGAUCAGAACAAUUCAAUAAACAUCAGUUCUACCUUCAGACCAGUCCUGUCCCAGACGAAUCAUAUUUAGUGACAGCUCUAGUAAACUCACCAUUUAAUAAGACGCUUAGAAUGGGAGGAAUUCGUCAUUUUAAAAGAUUUUCCAAUACUGAUAUUGACAACUUGUGUCGACAUAGAAAUGAUGCUGAUUUUUGUGGCCAGGGUCCAGCUGUGUUUGAAGAUCAGGAUAUUGAAGAGCUACACAUUGCAGCACAUAGAGCUUUCUUUGCCCGUAAAUUUUACACUAGUUUUUAUCACAAAACCAGAAUGGUAGCUGUGAAGUUAGUUCAUCAAGAGUAUUACUCCAUACUGAAUCACUUUAUUGAUUCUUCUAUAAUCAGGAAGUUAGCAGAAGUGGUUAUUCAGAAAGUUAUGAAAGAGAACAGUACUACCCUUGGACAAUUUGUAGUGCUUCAGGAUAUUCUCAAUUUUCGAGUUUUCCCUUUUAUUCUUCCACCCAGUUCCUGUUGCCUUCUUCCUCAUCAGAGAGGGUUUAGAAACACUGUUCAGUAUAAAUACUGGAUUGACUUUCAAGUUGCCAACAAUGAUUUUUCAGACACUCAAGCGAUUCGUGCUUCAGUGACCUCUUCAUUUGGAGUUACUAAAUGCUUUGGAGAUACUGGUCACUUAAAAUUUCUCUUUGCUACUACAUGGACAAGGGAUAUACCAGGUGAUGGGAAGUUAGGUUUAGAUGUAUCUCUCCCUGUUCCUUUUGGUCCAGCUUAUGUUUCAGUUGUUUGGAUUCAACUCUAUUUUUAUAUUGAAGAAGACAAAGACAGGUGUGAAGGUGAGGCUUCAAUCCAAGGAACUCCCCUACUUUUUGAUGACCUGAAUAUAGCUGAUGUGCAGGCCAAGCCUUUACACUUAACCUUGGAGCUUAUAAGAAGUGAUGGGUAUGUAAAAUGUAGUCAAGAUCGUGUGGUAGAAUGGAACAACAGUACGACAGUGGCUAGCAAUCCAGAGGUUGAAAACCCAAAGUUUGACAUGCUGAUAUUUAGCACACAGUUACAUUGUGGGCUUAUGGAGCCCGGAUUUUGGACAUUAAGAGUCUUCAAGGCUAAUGAUAAAGAUCCUCGAACAUAUGAGAAGAUUAUGUUAUUAUUAGACAUUUCUCAAAAAAGUGGUUUAUCCACAGAAACUAUUUCUCAGUUGUGGGAAUUGGAGGCUGCUGCUUUUCUCCCUCUGCCUGACUUUUAUGGAGACACUGUUGAGAACCAAAAUCCUAUAAAUGUUUUUCCUUAUCCAUUAUCACACCACGGCCAGCAAGAAAAAAUACAUGACAAGUCAGCAAUGCAGAAUGGUUCAUGGUAAUUUAAAAUUAUUUUAUAU
This is a messenger RNA of Limulus polyphemus (Atlantic horseshoe crab), 2949 nucleotides long. RefSeq lists its product as uncharacterized. Gene Ontology annotation, molecular function: protein xylosyltransferase activity. The record is from RefSeq and is a predicted model, not a curated record. Lineage: Eukaryota; Metazoa; Arthropoda; Merostomata; Xiphosura; Limulidae. The transcript has 24 exons. The coding region runs from base 31 to 2931 and encodes 966 amino acids. Gene Ontology annotation, cellular component: membrane. Gene Ontology annotation, biological process: chondroitin sulfate proteoglycan biosynthetic process; heparan sulfate proteoglycan biosynthetic process.